Williopsis jadinii is the source of this 358-nucleotide messenger RNA. RefSeq lists its product as uncharacterized. NCBI's taxonomy places the organism in Eukaryota, Fungi, Ascomycota, Saccharomycetes, Phaffomycetales, Wickerhamomycetaceae. The transcript has a single exon. The coding region runs from base 108 to 308 and encodes 66 amino acids. The record is from RefSeq and is a predicted model, not a curated record.
CAUCACCAACAACAAUCAUGACAACCACACUCGAGUCUAGUUAAGGGCUAUCUGAAGAGAGCUGGACAGAAUUCCCUCAGACAACCUUUUUCUUAGACCAGCCUCGUAUGGUCAACCGAACGUCCAAUGAUAAUGCUGUAUCAUCAACCCGAAAGCUGAGCGCAGCGCAGCUGUACUUCUUCAGCGUCACACGUUGUGAAAAACAUCAAGACGAUACCACGUCAAGAGUGUCAAACGUCUGUCCAAACUCCCCAGUUAGUAGAGCGCUCACCAUCUGUAGACAUUGUACCUUAUACUUACUGUUGUAAAUCAAUGAUCUGGUAAAAGCCAAUCAUCCAAGACAGUGACCAUCCAAGGC